This is a messenger RNA of Nerophis lumbriciformis (worm pipefish), 2643 nucleotides long. NCBI's taxonomy places the organism in Eukaryota, Metazoa, Chordata, Actinopteri, Syngnathiformes, Syngnathidae. The record is from RefSeq and is a predicted model, not a curated record.
AUGGGACAGAGUCUCCGUGUGGAGACCCCAGUUCAGGAACCACAACAACACAACAAUGGCGAUGAUGAAGGUGAGCAGCACCACAGCACGAGUGUGGGAGAGGCGAGCAGCACUGGAGACAGCACCCCUCCCCCAAAACGUAAGGGCAAGUUCUCUAGUCUUGGCAAGAUUUUCAAGCCGUGGAAGUGGCGGAAGAAGAAAAGCAGUGAGAAGUUCAAGGAAGCGUCAGAAGAACUGGAGAGAAGGAUGUCAACGAGGCGUACGCGGCAAGAGCUUAUAGACCAGGGAGUGCUAAAAGAAGUUCCAGACAAUGAUGCAGAUGGAGCUGCACACAGCCUGAAGCAUCCCUAUGUGAAAAAUGGGCACACUCUGCCUGUGAGCGGUGGAGGAGGGGUCAGUGCUGGAAGGAGCCACCAGGGCAGAACGUCCUCUGAUUCAGACUUUAGGAUAAACCCUACUUGGCUCGCCCAUUCAGACGACCAUAGGGGCCGAUCUCCCUCAGAUAGAGAACGUCGAAGAGUUCCGGGCUCCAGGGGUUCCGGAGCCCCGGAGGAAGAGCAGAGAGGAAGUGGGGUGAUCGUGUCCCGUGGGCAUGGAGAGACUGAGUGGAAAACUAACACAUCGUGGCAUGGGCACAAUCAGAUGGAUGAAGGCAGAAGUGGAGGUCAGUUUCACCCUGAAGAUGGACAGAGGAGGCCCGGGCUCCAGAAAGCACCCUCAGAGGAUAUUAGGAGAAGUAGACAGUCUGACGCGGAUUGGAAACCUACACUCCCCCGUCAUGCAUCUGCUGAAGAGGGAAGGGCCCGGAGAGAGUCGGACAGCCAUUUUGUGUCUGACCCUGAAGCACUGAAGGACACCCUUCGUGAACCUCUGCCGCCUAAACAGUCCGUCAUGCCUCCAAAAUGGUUGAUAAGCUCUACGCCUGAACCAGGCAGCGUCUCAUUGAACCAGGCCUCGGCCCAAUACCCGUCCCUCCCUUCCUCCUCGAGUACUGCUCCGAAACCUACAAGGAACGUCUCCUCUGCUGGUGCAAACACUCAGCAGUCUUCAUCUGCCGCUUCAUCGUCCGUCACUCAGGCUAACAAGCAGCCACCUCUUCCUCCGCCCAAGCCAGUGAACAGGGGCAACCCCGGCAUGCUAGUCUCCGCCCUGCAGGGUGGAGCGCACGCACAGCUUCCGCUCUACUGGUCCUGCUGGAAGCGAGAGUGCGAGUAUGAUGUCUAUCUGUCACUGCCUGUCUACCUGUGCCGGCGGGCUGGAGGCCUGCGCUCAGGAGACCUCACCCAAACUGCCGCGGGGGCUAGUCUUGUCCCAGCGAAACCCUCUCCUCCAAUGCCCCCAAAGAGAACCACCCCGGUCACCAAGCGUAACUCCGAAGACUCCUCUGGUUCAAGCCAUCCUAUGACGCCUUCGCCACUUUCACUUGAGGACCACAGCUCUGUGAGCUUUCAGCUGCCUCCUCCUCCCCCAUCUCCUCCACUUCCCUCACAUAUUCCGCCUUCUCCACCCCGACAGCAAAUACACCCCCAACACCUUCACCAUCAGCACUCUUACCCGCAUCCACUACCGCAACCUAUCCCAAUCUUGUUUGAUCCCCCAAGCCCUGUCAGUGAGUCCCCCCAGCGCCCAGCUCCUGUCCCACUGCACAUCAUGAUCCAGCGAGCUCUGUCCAGUCCUGGCCCUAUUCAACCCAACCCAGAUGGGUCACAACGUGCUCACACAUUGCUGUUUGAAACACCUCCAGACUACCAAGCAGAUCGAGGUCGCCCCCUUCCUGUCAGCAUUCAACCCCUAAAACUAUCUGAAGAUGACUACUCUGAAGAAGAGGAGGAAGAAGAAGAGGACGAUGAUGAUGAAGAAGAGGAGGAGUACGAUGGAGAGAUUCCCCAGCCAAAGCUACAGCCACGGAGUCGCCGCGGCUUGGUUGUUGAUGCUAGCAUUUGCGUCAUUCCUAGUGAAGAAAACAGUGAGGAGGAGGAGGAAGAGCAUGACGACGAGGAUGAGGAGCAUGGAAUAUGCAGAGAAGACAGUGAUUCUGAUGGUCCUGUGCUUUUUAAAAAGGAAGAUGAGGAUGAGGAGGAAGAGCCCCCACUGAGUGCCCUGGCCAGCAAAGUGAAAAGGAAAGACACCCUGGCUCUAAAGUUAAACAGCCGUCCCUCUGCACCCGACAGGGACAGAUUUGUACAGGAGCGGAGCACCAGAGAUGACCAGCCACUAGGACAGGCUGGCCUCACCUGGCAGAGCAGGGAGCAAUGGGAGGCUAUACGCACACAGAUUGGAUCUGCGCUUACAAGACGUCUUAGCCAGAGACCCACUGCUGAGGAGCUUGAGCAACGAAACAUCCUUCAACCCAAAAAUCAGGCUGACAGACAAGCAGAGGUUAGAGAGAUUAAGCGAAGACUGACCAGAAAGCUGAGUCAAAGACCAACAGUUGCAGAACUCCAGGCCAGAAAAAUCUUGCGAUUCCACGAGUACGUUGAAGUCACUGAUGCCCAAGACUACGAUCGUAGGGCGGACAAGCCAUGGACCAAGCUGACACCUGCUGACAAGGCAGCCAUCCGGAAAGAGCUUAAUGAUUAUAAAAGCACUGAAAUGGAGGUUCACGAAGAAAGCAGAAUUUACACAAGGUUUCACCGGCCUUAA